AUGGGGUCAGAUCGGACCUGGGACAGACACAUUUCAGAUGUGGAGUGUCACUUGAACAAUGCGUACAAUAAGACUAUAGGUGAUACACCUUUCCACGUUUUGUUCGGGUACUAUCCAAGUUUCAGGGAUGGUGUACUGCAUCAUGUCACAAAAGUUGAUGAAUGGGAUUCAACAGCAGAGAUCCAAAGUAAGAUACGAGAGCGCAUUACAAAGGAACACCAGAUGUGGAAGCAACGAUAUGACUCCAGACAUGUUAAACCAAUGCAGUAUAGUAUUGGAGAAGUGGUGUUCAUAAGGAAGCCACCGGAUGCUACAGGAGAGUCGACCAAACUACAGUUUAAGUAUCGAGGGCCGCUAGUGAUAACAGAUGUAUUACCUAACGAUACGUACCGAGUGUCAGCACUACGGACAGAGGCUGGUAAACGUUAUGCAACAGUAGUACAUGUGUCACACAUAAAAGGAUAUCAUUUACCUGACAAUGAAGAACCAUUCGACGGGAACAAAGAUAACGAACAAGAAGAUGUACCAACCGCUGUAAACGAAGAGGUAGAGCAGACUGAGUCUGUCAAGAUACAUUCCAAGCGAGAGAGGAAAGCUCCUGUUUGGCAUGCAUCGUACAAGAUGUGA
Molecule: messenger RNA, 627 nt
Organism: Macrosiphum euphorbiae (potato aphid)
Lineage: Eukaryota; Metazoa; Arthropoda; Insecta; Hemiptera; Aphididae
Source: the annotation of a GenBank genome assembly